CAACAGAAACGGGUGUAAGCAAACUAAAGAGGGAAGAGGAACCAAGGGCCUCUUUGGUGAGAGAGGGUGACAGUCACAUGCAUACGAGUUCUUUUCACCUUGCACUGUUUCAAAGGCAGCCAAUGGAUUUCCAUGUUGUGGAUUUAAAUGGGCAACCUGUAGCUGCUGCACUGUCUCCAUUGAAUUCCAACAUUUGGUAAUUAUCAAGCUCUGUCUCCCAGCAUCACAAGGGUUUUGUUACCAUGGCAACUAGCAAGCAGAGCUUUGUUAAAGCUGCCGAGUCUCAGUAUUCAGUGCCUGCACAGAGAGAGGAAGAAAUGCAUGUUAAGGCCCCUCUCACGACAAUGUAUGUCCACACCGUUCCUGCUCCUGGCCUGCCGCCAUAUCUUCAGGCCCAAGCCGGAGCCUUGCAGAAUUCAACGAUUUUACCCCUGUUUUUGCCUGGGAUGUGUAGCAACCAGGCUCUGACAUUGCAUAUAGCCAGCAAUGCUGUUUUGCAGCAACAAAAGCAAGGGGCUCCAGCAACCUCGCCCAGACCUAAGUCUACCGGGAAGCAUGUUUGCCCACACUGUGGCAAGGAUUGUCUGAAGCCCAGCGUUCUUGAGAAACAUCUGCGCUGCCACACAGGAGAGAGGCCAUACCCAUGCACCACUUGUGGAAUCUCCUUCAAGACACAGAGUAACCUUUAUAAACACAAGCGCACCCAGGCUCAUGCCCGCCUUUCCAGCGAAUCUGACAAAGGGACCUUCAGCAGCCAGGAUAGCACGGAGUGUUCAAAGGACAACUGCACCACUCCAUCCUCUGAGAUGCAUGGGGAAGACUCAACUGAUGUAAAGAGAAUCGAUGAAGUUCUUCCAGUAAUUUCAGUAAAAACACAAGGUCAAGCAGGCUCUUCAGAAGGUAGAGGGCCUGGCAGGGAAUGGGGAUUACACAAGGCUGCCAUGGUUGGAUUUAGCACAAAACCAGCACUACAGGAACAGGUAAAUGCUUUGAGCAAAACUGUAAGGAAUAAUUCUGCACCUAAACAGACAAGUGCACUGAGUGAGGAUGGACGUGCACCACUGACUCCAAAUCGUAAAACCCUUCAGAGACAGGAAGCCCUAUUUUCCACACCAUGGGAGUCACCCAUGUCACGGGGAAAGUCUCAAAGCCAUGACAGUACAGACUCUGGCUUCAGCGACUGCAGUGAGCCUCAUUCAUCCAGCAGUACUGGGUCAAGCCUGUAUGAUCCUUGUAUGGAAUCACUGGCAGAAACAACAAUGGAGCAGCAAGAACCUGGUGCUUUAGAGAUGACCCCUGAUGACCCUAAAAGCAAGGUGUCUAUUCAGGAAAAGCAGAAGCUGGAAGAACGUAUUUCAAAGCUCAUAUAUGAGAAUAGUGUGUUGGUAGAGGAUAAACAGCUGGAGAAUGUGCGACCAAGAAAGACAGUAUUGUCGAAACAAGGAAGCAUUGAUCUUCCAGUACCAUACACUUAUAAAGACUCCUUCCAUUUUGAGAUAAGGAGCAGCAAGCACAUCUCAAGCUCACAAAAACAGGACAGAGGAGGUGGGGCUAUUUACAGCUCCGUGCCUACACAACACUCCACUCGCCUGGAGCAUGCACCAUUAACACGGAGCAGUUCUUUGCCCUUCACUGUGGGUGGCAAACCACCAGAUGGAGCAAUAAAUACAAAUCUUAGCAGAAGGUGUAGUGCAGGGCAUAUUAACCCAGUUCAGUCAUCAGACCAACAAACACCAAGUCAUCGCUCACUAGUUAGGCAGGUAGCGGUAGAUUGCCUGCCUUUUGCAGAAAGAUCACCGGUUGAAAGAGGUAGUAUCAGGAGCCUUAACUCAGAUGGAGACAGCGCUGACAUUGGAACAGAGCCAUGUAUAAAAGGAAACUAUAGGAAAAAAGCCAAGAAAUUUGACUACACAAAAUGGCACACUUACAAAGGUGGGACAUUUAGGAAACUCUACAAUGCUGAGAAAGACUGUCCUCUGAAGACCAGAAAGACUGCACCUAGCACUGAGCAAACAGAAAGCCUAGAUAUUAAAAUUAGCCAACAGAGAGACAAUGGAUCUGUGUCUCUGAGCUUUACUUCCUGUUCUGUUGUCUGCUGUCUCCCCCAAACUGGCAAUAUUUCAUUAGCACAGAAACCAAUUCAGGCUAUUUCUUCAUAUACACUUCUGAAAAUUCCAUAUCAGAAAAACACAGUAGAAGAAUCUCAGCAAAUUUUAACUUUACAAAAUGAACUUAAAGGGUCAUUUGCCAGCUUUGAGAAUAGUAAUGUAAGAGAGGCAGAGAUGGACAAAGAGGAAUUUGUAACACAACACAAUGAAUGUCAUAUCCCAUCAGAGAGGAAGAAGCAACGCACUGGGAAUGAUGUGCAUGUGCUCAGUAUUUCAGAUCUUAGAAUGGGACAGGCAAAUGUAAAUCUGUGUGGUUUAAUGAGUCAACCACUGCUAUCAAUAUGUGGGGCACACAGUUCCAUCAGAGUUCCAGAGCAAAAGGUCAACAUGCAAACUCUCGACCCGGAGGCCAGCUUCAUACAACAGUUCUCAAAUCCAAGUCAAUUCCUUUGUAAAACUUGUAGCCCUGCUUUUUGUUUCAACAAUAUGAGUGGGACACCUGGCACCCCUUCUGUUUCAACCAGCAGCUCUACAGCUCCUGAAGUCAAGACCAGCUUUCCUCCCAAGUACCAGCUGAAGAUUCCAUGUUCCACAGAUGGAGUGUCAGCUUCAUGUUCUGGCUCUACUUUAGUACAUAACACUCCUUCAACCAUUCCAGGUCUCAUGCAAAGCCAUCAAAUUGCAGUACAGUGCCAUCCUGAGACAAGUUUACCAUGCUUAAAACAGUGUCAAGGUGCCUCAAUAGUCAAAACCUUUGACCAGAGUGAACAAGAUGCAUUACGUGCAACAACCUCAUUGACUGUGUUAUCGAUUUCCUGUCCUGAGCAGAAUCAAACAGACACAUUAUCCAAAGUACUGACACCAUUUCAGGCUGACACGCCUACAUCAGUUUCACUUGUUUCACCUAUGCUGCCCCCAUCAGUGCAGCAUCAGGUUGCUUUAUGGCAGAGUAAAUGUACAACAGAUGUGGGGGAAAACCAGUCAACAGGUCCUGUAUCAUCAGUGUUGUAUCAUCCGCUAAAAGCUUUCACAGCAUCAGAGAACACCCAAUCUGUUAUGUUGAACACAGUGCCAACACUGAGUCACUGUUCUGAAUCUGCUCAAACUACACAAACUUACUCUUCAGCAACAAUAUCACCUACCAUUCAAACCCAUACUGCCUUGUCUGUGAUUACAUCCGAAAAACCUCUUGGGCACACAACAGACUCAAAAUCCACAGUAUAUGAGAAUACUCUGAGCAGCGCUGCCUCUAAAAUGUCCACUGGUGAAGGGUCACAGUGUGAAGAAAAGGUAAUACUACUAAAUGGCACAGCAGAGUCACAGGCUCAGAAUACGUUUUAUGUACGAACAGCCGACCUCCAGAUUUUCAUGCAACUAAUUUCUGAUGAACAGUUAGCACUGAUAGAGCCUCAUAUCGAAAUGCCAGACUUCAAAGCAAUAGAAAGCUAUUCUGUGAGCUACAGAGUUCCUGUGACUUCAAACACAAACCAGGCAUCUCUUUCACGGGAAGUAUAUAAUGAUGAUGUGACUAAUGUGUGUGUGGCACAAGAAAUGGUAAAUAAUGGUGAAAUUGGCAAAACAACAAAACAAAUAAUUUCUAAGUCUUGUGGAUCUUCUAAUUCAGACAAUAGAAAAGAAAGGGUCUGUGGUUUAAACCUUCAAAAUAAUCAUGCUAUUGCAAAAUCCAGUCCUCAAUGUGUGUCAUCCUGGUCACACCCACAGACAAAGUUUCAUAUCUCUACGAUGGAUUACAGUCAAACUCCAGCAGGACAAUUCUACGAAUCACGCAAGAUAUCAGAUAAUUUCCAGGAAAGAAAAUCUGCCAGGUUUGAUGUUACCACAGAGUCACAUCACAAACAAGGGUCUGGUGACAAACUGAGUGAACCUCAUUUAGUGGACGAGAGCUAUUUAAAAAGAGAGAAUGACAAAGAGCCCCAAAACUGUUCUGAUCAUAGCCUAAAUCUGGUCAACUCCUCUGACCCCAUGCCUAAGGUUACUAUUAGACAGGAUCAAACAUCCACAGAGGUCAAAGAUGAACAUAUUACUGCCACAAAAACAACUGUUUUAAAAGAUACAUUUUGUCUAAUGGAGUCAAAUUACACUCAAACUAUAAACAAUACUGAGCCAGUGGAACCACACCAAACAGGGCACCUCGUGCCAGUCACAUUAUCAAGAGAUUGUGAAAGGGUUCAAACAAAGAGAUCUACACAGCUCGGAUCUUGUAUUUCUGAGAAUAAGAUCCCAUUAACCUCUCCCACAGAAUCACAACAGAUGCAAAAGGUGCUGAUCUCUACAAAACAACCCAGCCAUAACAAGUCAUGCUGGGCUGCAUGUGCCACAAAUUCAGCUAUGAGAGAAAUGAGAGCAUGUGGCACAGGUAAGCUCAGCUGCAAGCAUGGUGGCCUGGGGAAUGAAACUUUUUGUCCAGAGCAAACACCUACACAGUAUCAGUUCCAACAAUCAUUUGGUCUAGGUCCAACAGGAGACUUUGGGAGUAACAGUAGUAAAUUGAAAGCAUACUGUCCGAUGCUGAACAGGACAUCUAACAAUAUCCUUGAAGACAACAGCAAAUGCAGAGAUGUCCAGAGAGAUGUCCUCAUCCAUACACAACAUGCCAAUCUGGAUCAAUUUACAGGGCCUGUGGAGGAUGGGACCUUUCAGAGGGACCCUGGGACACAGAGCAUGGAGUCAGUCACCAAGGAACCUGAGAGUGGAUGUGGAGAGUGGGGGAGGCGGGCCACAGAGGUGGCUGACACCAACAACACAAGCCAAGGCUGCAAGAACAUUGGCAAACAGGACAAAGGAAAGGACGAGAAAUCCUGUGAGGAACAUCAAACAGCUGAAGCACAAGCUCACCCUCAUCUCUCCCAGGAUAUGAUUAAUGUGUCCCUCCACAUUGUAGACCAAACUCAGCAUGACAAAUUCAGCGUUUCAAACUAUGUAACACCUUCGGUCUGCAUGAACAUCAGUUCACAAACCUGUCAACCUCAAGGUCAUAGGGAACGUGACAACUACAUCAGGAGAAAUAGCAAGAAUGAAGGAUUUGGGAAAAGUACUUCUCAAGAGACCAGCCAAAAGCAGUCAAAAUCUCUUGGACAUGACAAAAGGCUUGUUUCAUUAUCUCCAGGGCAAAGUGUGGCAGGAUAUGCCAAUCAAACGAGCAGACAUCUUUUGGUACAUCCACUCUCGGUUAAUGCCAUGCAAAUGGAGGUCCAAAAGGAGCCACAGACAAGGAGCGCUAAGACCCACUGGACUUAUUCAAAAGCCACACAAGCCCAGGUGCUCUCACAACAACACAAAACAAUAAGCAAAACUGUAUCAGCCAGUGUUUCAAGGACUGAGCUGGUCAACACAAAUAUUAUGUCAUCAUCCAGUGUUUCAUGCAAAUCACAUUCCAAUGCCCCACAGCAAACUUUUAGUCAAGUCCCACACACCAAUCAAAUAUGUUCUCCGUCCACACAUAGCAACUCAACAGAAUCCAAACUAUUCUAUUCAGGUAAUAAAAGUUACCUGGAACAUGAGGACAGUAACAGCAGCAGUGAUGAUGAGCAAAAGCUAGUCAUUGAACUUGAGUAAGGCAUACACACAAACAAACAAAGGUUUUUUAUGGAGGGAACUUUCCACUGACUUAAAUGCUGAUAAAUUAAGCUAAUUAUAUUUACCACACCCUAACCCUAAUUCUAAAUCUACCCCUUACAGACACCUACAUUUUUAAAUGUUAAAUUAUGUAGUCUCACUUCGUGAAGCUGUUUCUACCAUGAGGAACUUCCAAAGUUACCACAAUAUACAUUACCAGUCAAAAGUUUAUACACUCAUCCUUUAUUAGUAAUAUUAAAGGUUUGCAGACAAUUCAAAAUAACAGUAAAGUUGUUAAAAUGAAAUAUGAAAUGUAAUUAUGAAAUACCAAGAAGUACUGGAAUUGUAAAUGUAUUGAUAAAAAAUAUUAAACAAAUUAGAAAUAUGUUAUAUUUCAGGAUCUUCAAAGUAGUCAGCCUUUGUCUAGUUUACAGCUCUUCAGACUUUGGGCAUUCUCUGAACUAACUUCAUAAGGGUUAUCAUGUUUGCUGGACACUUGUUAACUGUCUUUCCUUGAGAAUAAUGGAAUAUUAGGACAAAUGUGUCCAAACUUUUGACUGGUAGUGUAGGAUGUGUCAGGAUAUUUGGUCCUCACAAAGAUGGUGACACAACCUUACUUCCAGAUAUGCAGACAACCUUUUUAGACCAUUUUUUAGUGCCCACAGCUGCACCCAAGUCUAUGUAGACACAAAAAGCCCCAGGCAGGACCUGCAUCCUCAUGCUACCACCUAUCAACAGGUGCAGUGAAUUUUUUCACACCCCCAGGAGUUUCACCCCUUGCUUUGCGAGGGCACCUGGAGAAAGCAUGCAAUGCAUGCACACUUUCUUCUCUAGAGUGUGAUUUCUUAAUGUGAUCCACCAGGCUGACUCAGUGCAAGUACAAAGUCAUACCCGAGAAUACAUUCUUACCGAGAAUGUCAUCAGGGAUCAGUCAUCAGACCAUCAGUACAUGCAGCAAAGGCAAUGAGUCAGCAGCCAGUUAGAGGCCUCUGACACUGAAACUAAAAACAUCUCAUACAUUAACCUUCCUGUAGUGUCAUCACUUUUGUUUGCUGAAUAUCAUUUGCUUACACAAAGACAUUUGAUGGAUAACAACUGUAUAAUGAUCUCUGAAUUACUAUAAAUUUAUAUUUGUCUUACAAUGUGUUUUAUACUGUUAAAAAUCAACAAUACUUUGUUAAUUUGUUUUACAUUCUGAUAUAUAUUUGCAUUUCCUCAUUGCUGUCCAUCUGGGUAUAUAGCACAAGCACACAUUUUAAGCAAAACAUUCCACAAAUAGAAAUUUGUUAGGUAUUUGGACACUUUCUGGUUGUCAAACAUUAGUUGAGCAUGUCCGUGGUUAAUGUAGUGAACUACACCUGUGGUGACUCUACUAAGACACUUGUGUGAACUUGAGGGGAACUGACCUCAUACGGUACAUCUACUUAAAAUUACCUUGACAUCAGCUGCUUAAUAGUAAUUGUAAAAGUGGCUCAGAAAAGUGAAGUUUGUUUUCAGUAAAGCUCUAGCGUCAUUUGUUUGCAGAUGCCACUUGCUUGAUUACUUUGUAUCUAAUGCAAUGACAUUCAUAUAUUUUUAUGAAUGUUUAUUUUUUGUUUAUAUAUAUAUAUAUAUAUAUAUAUAUAUAUAUAUAUAUAUAUAUAUAUAUAUAUAAAGUCUUAAGUGUCCAAAUACUUUCUGUGGUCAAUGUAUCCACACUGUGUGCUUUAUGAUAAGUUGUUCAAGUGAAUUGCAAAUCACCUGAACAAAUCUUAUUUAUGUCAAAGUUCUAUUAAAGCUACAUGGCAUUAUACAGUAUUAUACAUUUUGUUUUAACCUCAAAAUUAUUUAAUUCAACAUCUGCCAUGUUUUGACAAAACAAAUGCCUUGCAAUUAAACCUCCAAAAAGAAGUGCUGUUGAAAUCAAACAGAAUGAUCACAUGGGAAAAUCGGUGACAGAUAAUUUGACGUGUAAAUUUGUCAAAACAUUUUUGAGGUGGGGCUAAUGUUCUAGAUGGAACAACUUCUAGUUAUUCAUCACCGACGUAAUUCCUGUGCUCUGAACCUUUUACUUCUGUUGGAAAUACCUUAUUGUAUAUGGGAUUUUUACUGAAAAACAAAGAGGGAGGAGACAAUUAUUAUUAUUAUUAUUAUUAUUAUUAUUUGGUAAUUGCCAUUAUGCCACAAAUUCUGUCUGAGACAGACAGUUCUAGACUUUAAUAGUAAAUAAAUAAAUAAACAUUGUGGCUUUAAAUGAAUAAUAAAUACAUUUCUUUGUAUACUUCUUUGUAAGACUGAUCAGAUUUUCUUGCUUACAUUGAAGCACACAACAUGCUCAUUGGAAACAUUCUCAAAUCAUGCUGAGAUAACAUGGAUCAUCAGUUUUGCAAAAUGUUUAUAAUGUUGACCCAUCCACUAAUCUGAAACCUACUCCUAAACCUAGCCUAACCCUACCUGUGCCUCGAACUCAGAAGCAGCAAAUCCAAAUCUCAUAUUAGUUUUGCAAAACAACAUGUAUGUAAGGGUAGGUAUUCAAAUAAAUAAUUACAUGCAUGUACUUUAAAUGUAAGUACAAUAUAAAAACAUGUAUGUACACAAUAAAUACACUGCAUUAAUUGCUUAAUUUUUUUUAAUAUUCUGUAAGUACAUAGUAGGUAAAUACUCCUAAUUUAAAAUGGGACCCCAAAUACUAAGAAAUUCAAGUAAAGUUUAUAAUUACAUUUUUCUCAAAUUGUUAUGCUGAUAAAAUAAUGACAAAACAGUCAAAAGAUAAUUCAUGAAGGAGAGGCAAUUCAACUGAUUUUCAUGUCUGUAGAGACCUGGGAUGUUUCUCAAUACCAAGUACGCCAAGUUCGGACUUGAGUACUUGGUAGUUCGGACUUCGCAAGUUCAACUCGGGAGUACUAACUCCCGAGGACGGGAGGACGCAGUACGGUCACUCUGCAAUUGGAACAGCAACGUACUUGAUGACGUCACCAUCUCAGCUCGUCUUGGCAAUACAUGCCUAC
This is a messenger RNA of Myxocyprinus asiaticus (Chinese sucker), 8671 nucleotides long. It is a transcript of the gene znf831, whose product is annotated as zinc finger protein 831. The transcript is spliced from 4 exons. The record is from RefSeq and is a predicted model, not a curated record. Bases 243 to 5684 code for a protein of 1813 amino acids. Lineage: Eukaryota; Metazoa; Chordata; Actinopteri; Cypriniformes; Catostomidae.